AUGGAGCGGCAUCAACAGCAACCCUCUGCAGAAGCCUCUUUUCCUCCCAGGCGCCCUGAUGGCCCCUCGGCUCGUGACCAUCUCUCUCAUAACAGUGACGCUGCCCCUGCAGGAGUUCUGUCAUACGGUGCCUCAGAGAAGGGAGUGCCGUCUUUGAGAGCAACGCUGCGACAUACUGUGGCAUACGUGGACAGGGCUUCUGCAGUGCCUUAUGGACAAACUCCAAUCGGUACGUUCCAGAGAAGCGUGAUUUCCCCUCCUAGCGCGUUUGUGCAGGCACCCGCCACCCAGCCACUCUCUGGCAGCUCUGUUGGACCCAGGACGAAUCCCACGUCCACUGUGACGCCCACUGGCGUGCCAGUCACCUUGCAUUUUGACCCACACCGCUCUUCUCCGUUUGAACUCUCCAAGUUUGAUAGGCGCGAUCCAUACGUCCACUUCUAUAUCCCUGUUGAUUGCCCCUUAGCUCGGCGAUGCUGGGAUGGCGUCUGCCCUUUGGCACACACGAAACUCGAAAAGAUUUUUCAUCCGAUUGUAUACAAGACACAAAGGUGCCAGAUGGCUUUAGCUGAUUCUGGUCGAUGUCCAUAUAUUAACAAGUGCGCUUUCUUUCACACCGAAGAGGACAGAAGAGAAGCGGAGUUACGGUGGAAGGCUUGGGAAGCUGAGUGGGCUUGUUGGCGCCAACAAAUAGACGAACUGUUACGUAGGCAUCACAAGCUUGAGGAGGACAUCAGACGGAAAGUUGAAGGAAUAAUCAAAAUCCGCAUGCCGCGGUCUUCACCAAGCGACCUGUUAGGGGGAGGAGCUUUGCAGAAGCGGGACUUGGUGGCGAGGCCAUGGCUGGGGUCGCCGACACUGGAAGAACACCUUCUGCGUCACGUCUCGAGCAGUCUGUGGGUUUGUGUGGCCUGA
Molecule: messenger RNA, 915 nt
Organism: Eimeria maxima
Lineage: Eukaryota; Apicomplexa; Conoidasida; Eucoccidiorida; Eimeriidae
Exons: 6
Coding region: 1-915 (304 amino acids)
Molecular function (GO): metal ion binding
Source: RefSeq, a predicted model, not a curated record